AUGAAUAUGUUGGAUGAUGAAGAUGACCAAAGCUUUCACGCUACGCGUGACGGCUACUCCCAUUUGAGCGAUGUCGAAUGGGAUGCGGUUGAACGAAUGGGUUCGACCAUGGGCAUCCAUGCUGUUAGCGUCAUGCUAGAGGCUCUCAAUAGAGAUGCCCAACAUGCUACUAUCGCCAAGUUCAUUCAAAAUGAACUUGACGCUGAACGCGAGAAAGUAGCCUUGCUUCACCAACAAGGUUCUCAACAAGCAGAGUUGUUGAGAGAACAGGGUGCUCAACAGUUUGAACUGUUGAGACAGCAGCAGGCUGCUGCUGGUGGGUCGAUGCACUCGCGUCGACCCGAAACCUUGAAGAUUGACAUCUCCAAGUACAAAGAAGUCAAAGAGGACUCUUGA
This is a messenger RNA of Peronospora matthiolae, 396 nucleotides long. The record is from the annotation of a GenBank genome assembly. Lineage: Eukaryota; Oomycota; Peronosporomycetes; Peronosporales; Peronosporaceae.